AUGGCAUCAACUGAUACCUCAAUGGAGACCGUACGCAUGUUUAAGUAUACAGCAAUGGGAGCGUUAUUGGCGAUCACAACAACUUUUGCGUUGCUGCCAUUGUGGAUAUCAAGUCGCGGCACACGGUCGGCGCAAAAUGUACUGAGUCGAAAGUUGCCUUUUGCUACGGCUGGUGUGUUUUUGGGUUCAGGGCUGCUGCAUUUAUUGCCAGAUGCGGUCAAACUAUACGACCAAGUAGUAAUACAAAUGGACGCACCGCCACAUUGGAUGACGGCAUUUCCAAUUAUCUACAUGCUUUGUGCACUGGGAUGCACCAUCGUUUGGAGUGUUGAUCUGCUUAAUAUGGGCAAUUCUGGCAAACUCAUGGCCGUGGCAAGUGCUGCACGUCCCGAUUAUGAGACGAGCAUGUACCGAGUACAAAUUCCAUCCGUGACUUCGUUUGGUUGGAGAAAUCGCUCGACAUCUGUGGAUGGUAAAGAGCGGUUCUAUUCGUGUACUUGCGACAGCGUGCCAACGCCAUCACUUUUUCACAGAGCAGCUAAGAUGGAGGAGACUACGUGUUUGCUCACACCCAGUAGCGUGAAGGUUGUCAACGGUGGUGUAUUGCCUAUGAUGGAGCAUGAAUCAGCAGCAUCGGAAUUGCUAGAGGAAGAUAAUCCUAACGAACAUGAAACAACAGUCAGCGAACAUGUCGUAUUUUCGGGGGACAGUUAUUUUCUGCCAUACUUAUUGGCAGCUCUCUUUUCGAUUCAUUCUUUAAUUGCGGGCUUCGCACUAGGAGUCAAUCACUCGCUCGAUCGGACGGCCGUGGCCACUACUGUAGCCAUUUUCAGCCACAAAUUUAUUGAAGCCACAUCAGUUGGAGCCAAUUUUGCCAAGGCCAAGAGUAGCAUUGCCCACCGGCGGUCAAUUGCUGUCCUUACACUCUAUAGCUGCAUGACGCCACUUGGAAUAUUCAUGGGUAUGGUCCUGUCCGACUCUUUGCGUGGAACUCAUGCAUUGACGAUGGAGGCCUUGGCUUUAAGCAUUGCAUCAGGCAGUUUUAUCUACUUGGCAUUUCAUGAAUUGUCAGAGGAAAGCGCAUCUCAAGAGACCAAUGUAAUGGAAAAACUUGUGCUUUUUUCAAUCGGGAUCUUAAGUAUGGCUGUACUGGCUGCUUGGGCUUAA
This is a messenger RNA of Plasmopara halstedii, 1167 nucleotides long. Its product is annotated as zinc (zn2)-iron (fe2) permease family. The record is from RefSeq and is a predicted model, not a curated record. The transcript is spliced from 4 exons. Lineage: Eukaryota; Oomycota; Peronosporomycetes; Peronosporales; Peronosporaceae. The coding region runs from base 1 to 1167 and encodes 388 amino acids. Gene Ontology annotation, cellular component: plasma membrane. Gene Ontology annotation, biological process: zinc ion transmembrane transport. Gene Ontology annotation, molecular function: zinc ion transmembrane transporter activity.